Megachile rotundata (alfalfa leafcutting bee) is the source of this 3534-nucleotide messenger RNA. RefSeq names its product PIH1 domain-containing protein Nop17-like (gene Nop17l). The record is from RefSeq and is a predicted model, not a curated record. Lineage: Eukaryota; Metazoa; Arthropoda; Insecta; Hymenoptera; Megachilidae. Gene Ontology annotation, cellular component: cytoplasm. Gene Ontology annotation, biological process: axonemal dynein complex assembly.
AAAAAUAAAACAAAUUCCUCGAAAAAAAUGGCGCGCUCCGCGAAGUUCCACGUCUGACCGCUAUUCAACCGGCCGGCGUGGUGGCGCAACCAUCCACGUGGUAGAGGCGCUUCGCGAUCAUUCUACAGAGCAAGUUUAUUUGUAAACACGCGGUUUCAUUUCUUAAGAUGGACACGUACGAAGCACGUAAAAAAGAUUGGGAAGAUUUAGAAGUGACCAAAGAAGAGUUGAAGAAUUUGACCGAGUGUUUGAAGAAGGAAGAGUUCCGGAAAUUGUUGAUCGAGUACGCAGAGGAGGUGACUGAUCCGGAGAAUAGGAAGAUAUACGAGAAAGAAAUCACGCAAUUGGAAAAAGAACGGGGCGUCGACGUUACGUUCGUUAACCCAGAGCCUGGUUACGUCAUAAAAACAAGCGUAAACGGAGAGAAGAAAUGUUUUCUGAACAUCAGCAAAAGCGACAUCGUGGCACGACCGACCAGUCAACCUUCUUUCGAACAAGGUCAUCGCGGUUUGCAGUGGUCUAUUCCGUAUACGUUGAUACCUCCGCGUGACGAUCUUGAUAAAAAGAACGUGCGUUGCAUGGUAUUUGACGUUGUCUUUCAUCCGGACACUCUUUAUCUAUCGUCAAAGAAUGCGCAGUUUCGGGAAAUCGUUAAUAACACAGCCAUGGACGGUGUGGAAAAUAACUUCAAGGUCAAAUUAGACAGAAAGAAUGUUAAGUUUCCAAAGUCGAGUUAUAAAGGGAUGUGCCAUCCUACAGUGAUAAGAAAACCAUCCAAGGAACCUCCGAAGGAACAUUUAGACAUAGAACCAGAAAUCUAUCAAAAGUUGAUGUCCAGUUACGAUAGGAGCAGAGAGCAGCAUAUAAAGCAGACAGAGGAACAGCCGCGAAGACCUGUACCAUCUACCACAUACUAUAAAGAGAGACUGGAGGAGAAGCAAGACAUGAACAGUGAAUACGUUACACCUAAAUUUUCUAUUAAACAUCAGUCCGAUGUAGAGCUGGAAGAUUUCAGUACUAAUAGAAAUGCAAACAUGAAUGCUACAGUACCUAAGCGAUUGAUCAUUACUAUAGACCUACCCUUAUUAAAAACUGCCACCGAUGCUUCCUUAGAUGUUCAAGAGCGUUUUCUUAAUGUAAAGAGCGAAAAACCUGCAAAGUAUUUGCUGGAAUUGCCUUUGCCUUAUCGUGUAGAUGCAGAUCAUGGCAAUGCUAAAUUUGAUCCGAAAUACAAAAAACUAGUGGUGACUCUACCAGUUAUUAGAUCUGUGGUACCAGUGUCCGAUACCAGAGAAGACAGCGGAGUUGACAGCGAUCAUAGUAGUCCUGUACCGAUGCUCUCUGAACGCAUCUCAAAAGAUGAUUCCUUUGAUCAGAGUCACGCGAGUAACUCUAUAUCAAAAUUAGUUGAAGAUUGUGAAACAGUGCUCGCAAUCACUAAACUAGAGGAUACAAGUGAAAAGUUAGAAGAUUCUAGUGACACUGCGUUACGGACUAACAUAGAGGAUACAGAUACUUUUACAGAUCCUAGCGUUAAGUAUUCUUUACCGACGUUUAUUUGUAAUUUAUACGAAAAUCAAUUAACUAUUACUAUAAAUGUAAAAAACGUGAAUCCAGAUUCUAUUCGUCAUAAGAUCUUGCAAAAUAAUUCCGGUGUGCAUGUUUUAUUAACAUCGAUAGGCGCAGGAUUUUAUCCUCAACAUUAUUCGUUAUGUUUAAAAAUAAACGAAAACUCUGUGGAUCCCGAUUCGUUCACGGUUGAUCCAUGGGAUAAUAACGUUGUGUUCUCCGUAAAAUUAGAAAACGUUGAAAACUUAGCACGAUACUACGUUGGUGAGACCGAGGAGUUCAUGGAAGAGAAAUAUCUUCCUACAGCUUUGUCAUUCCAGACCCAAUUGAAAGAACUGACAGCGGAAGAAGAUUUCAAAAUAGAUCGAACGAUAGACGUGCACACAGAAGAUGAUGGUGUCGUCAUAAAUAUUACUCCGAAUCAGUUGGAUUCCGACGACGAAGUUGAUCACCGGAAUUUGCGGUCGAUCGAAUGUCGCGAAAAUCAUGACACCGUGUCAGAAACUAGAUCCGUUUCAGAAAGUAGCGGAGAUGAACUAACAAGUAGCAUCGGUGCAAGUACAUUCUCGAAAGGUAUAUUAAAAUCAAGGCGCGCUAAUGCUUUUUCUCGUUCAGUAUCGGAAUCGAGCGCCGAUGAAAAUGGAAUGCCGGCAUCGUCUAUAGACUGCCAUUACGGUUCGGUACAAGACAUGAACUCUGAAUCGGAAUGUUCCAGUUUAAAAAAGACAGUACGAUUCAAUGACGUAGUGUCGCGACAAUUAUUCAGAUCAAACUCCAGCAUUCUCGGUCGACGUAAGAAAAACCGACGUAAAUUGCGAAACAAAAAACGUGCACAGAAUCGUAGAUUGAGCGAGAGCGAAAACUCCGAAACGGAGGAACGCGACAAAUAUAAGAUAAAUCAAAAGAGUACAGAAGUUACUGAUAUCGUGAAACCUAUACUUAAUAAGGAUAAGCAAUCGACGAAACAGAAAACUGCCAAUAUUGAAAUAAUGAAAGGGGCUAGUGAUAAUCGUUCGUCGGUGGAAAGGAACUCCAGCGUCGAGGAAGAAAUCGAGCAUGAAAUUCAUUCGGAUAAGGAUAUCGAAUAUAAGGAUGCGGUGAAGAUGGAAUUUAAGAACGAUCUGAUAUUUGAUCUUGACAUGUAGAUUUCUGCGAUAUGUCAACGAAUUGAAACUCGUAUGUGAUAUCUUCUGAAGUUAAACGAGUAACGUAUCUUUUAAUUAUCUCAAAAUAAGUAUUAUCGUGAAAUUACUCGCAAAGUUGGUUACUAAACAAAAGAACCACAGGGUUACGUUCACUUAUGUGAUAAUGUUUCUUUUCAGUAACGAAAGAAAAGUGACUACGCAUCAUAGUUGCGCGCACCAUCGUGAAUCGAUGAAAUUGUAUAUUCGUAUUAUUUUAGAAGGGUUCGUAAUCGUGAGUAAACAAAUUGUUAGAGAAUGUUAGAAGUUUUUAGUACGAUAGCUCAAAAACGUCGAUCUUAUUCUAUUAUACCUUACAUAUUUAUAAAGAUUGCGGGUACGCGGUCAACAAAGUGCAGAGAUGGAUGGGAAUCUCUUUAAUAUAUCUCAUGCGAUGUACUGCAUACUUUGAGAAUAUUUCUUAUAGAAAAGCAGAAGAACGCGAUUUAUUAAAAUUAUUCGUGAAGGGAAUCUGCAUAAGAAGUACGAAAACACAUGCUCUAUUUUAUAGAAUGAAGUUCUUAAAAAAAUCAAUUUUUACAGACAUUUUAUAGAGAUUAUCGUACGAUCAUUUGUAUAGAUUGCACGUAGCGAAUACAUUCUUCCAAUAAUCGCGAUCAUAUAAUCUGAAUCAUGAUUAGAAAGUAUUGUUCCAUCGCGGAGCAAAUUGCGCACUCUUGCUUUUGUAGCGAGGUGUUUGCCAUAUCAAUGUACACGCGAUACAAUAUUAGCAUAUUCCAUACAAUAAAAAGUGGGGAAUAAAAUUUCCUGAUACUAUGUUCAA